AUGAGCCUUAUGCAGUGGGGGCUUCUGUUCAGUUGCCUGGGCUGCAGGAUCCUGCCUGGGGCCCAGGCCCAGUUCCCCCGGGUCUGCAUGACCUUGGGAAGCCUGGUGAACAAGGAGUGCUGCCCGCCACUGGGUGUGGAGCCAGCCAAUGUCUGUGGCUUUCAAGAGGGCCGGGGGCAGUGCACAGAGGUGCAAACAGACACCAGGCCCUGGAGUGGCCCCUAUGUCCUGCGAAACCAGGAUGACCGUGAGCAGUGGCCAAGAAAGUUCUUCAACCGGACGUGCAGAUGCACAGGAAACUUUGCUGGCUACAAUUGUGGAGGCUGCAAGUUUGGCUGGACCGGCCCCAGGUGCAAUCAGCGGAAGCCACCAGUUGUCCGGCAGAACAUCCAUUCCCUGACCCCUCAGGAGCGGGAGCAGUUCUUGAGUGCCUUAGACCUCGCAAAGAAGAGCACACACCCUGACUAUGUGAUCACCACUCAGCACUGGCUGGGCCUACUGGGGCCCAACGGGACCCAGCCACAGAUUGCCAACUGCAGCAUUUAUGAUUUUUUUGUGUGGCUUCAUUAUUAUUCUGUUAGAGAUACAUUAUUAGGACCAGGGCGCCCCUAUAAGGCCAUAGAUUUCUCACAUCAAGGGACUGCCUUUGUUACUUGGCAUCGGUACCAUUUGUUGUGGCUGGAAAGAGAUCUCCAGCGACUCACUGGCAAUGAGUCCUUUGCUUUGCCCUAUUGGAACUUUGCCACUGGGAGGAAUGAGUGUGACGUGUGUACAGACCAGCUGCUUGGGGGAGCAAGACAAGAUGACCCAACUCUGAUUAGUCAGAGCUCAAGAUUCUCCACCUGGGAGAUUGUCUGCAACAGCUUGGAUGACUACAAUCACCGGGUCACCCUGUGUAAUGGAACCUAUGAAGGCUUCCUGAGAAGAAAUCAAGUGGGAAGAAAUAAUGAGAAAUUGCCAAGCUUGAAAAACAUACAAGACUGCUUGUCCCUCCAGCAGUUUGACAAUCCUCCUUUCUACCAGAACUCUACCUUCAGCUUCAGGAACGCCCUGGAAGGAUUUGACAAAUCAGAUGGGACGCUGGACUCUCAAGGGAUGAACCUUCAUAAUUUGGUCCAUGCCUUCUUGAAUGGGACGAAUGCUUUGCCACACUCAGCUGCCAAUGAUCCUGUUUUUGUGGUCCUUCAUUCCUUUACUGAUGCCAUCUUUGAUGAGUGGAUGAAAAGAAAUAAUCCUCCUGCAGAUUCCUGGCCUCAGGAGCUGGCACCCAUCGGUCACAAUAGAAUGUACAACAUGGUUCCUUUCUUCCCUCCGGUGACUAACGAGGAACUCUUCUUAACCGCAGACCAACUUGGCUACAGUUAUGCCAUUGAUCUGCCAGUUUCAGUUGAAGAAACUCCAGGUUGGACCACAACACUUUCAAUAGUUAUGGGAACACUGGUGGCUUUGGUUGGUCUUUUUGUGCUGCUGGUUUUCUUUCAAUACAGAAGGCUUCGCAAAGGAUAUACACCCCUAAUGGAGACACAUUUAAACAACAAAAGAUACUCAGAUGACGCCUAG
Molecule: messenger RNA, 1560 nt
Organism: Castor canadensis (American beaver)
Lineage: Eukaryota; Metazoa; Chordata; Mammalia; Rodentia; Castoridae
Source: RefSeq, a predicted model, not a curated record